This is a messenger RNA of Blepharisma stoltei, 753 nucleotides long. NCBI's taxonomy places the organism in Eukaryota, Ciliophora, Heterotrichea, Heterotrichida, Blepharismidae. The record is from the annotation of a GenBank genome assembly.
AUGAUUAUCACACUCUUGUUUAUUUAUGUGAUAGCAGAAGACCCUAUGUAUCACUUGAAUCCAGAAACAAGUGAAGAAUUUAGUUGGGACGAAUUAAUGAGAGAUCCAAAGUAACGUUUAUUAAGUGACCCUUAUAUUGUGGAUGCUGGAGAUAUCUUUUAUAUUUUUAAUGUUGGUGCGAACUUAAAAGAAACUUGCAAAGGCCAGAAAGCCUCUGCAAUAAAAAAAUCAAAAUUUUCGGAUUACUGCGAAGUUGUAGGGACAACUGAUAAAGUUUCGUUUAGGUGGAUAAAUCAUCAUAAUAAAGGAAUUGCAAUAGAAUAUUGGACUAAAGAAAUGUGCUACUCUUGGAAUGAGCAUGCAACCUAUAAGAAAACGACGAUUGAAUUGCUUUGCAGUGAUGAUGAAUACGAUUUUGAGCUUGCAAGUCGCACUGAUACCUGUGAAGUAGAAUUUUCCAAGAAAACGUAUAUGGGCUGUCCUCAGAAAUAUACUCCUUUUGUGUGACUUAGAGUAGUUUGAAGCAUUUUAGGAGCAAUUUUAGUAGUUUCUACGCUAUUUGCAUGUAUGACUUGCAUUUUUGAAGAUGACUAUUGAGAUGAAGAGGAAACCAAUCAAGUAGCGCCAAGCGGGCCUGUUUGGAAAGAGAUGAAAACAAUUGUAAGAAAAGGCAAAAGUUGGGGUAAAUCAGUAAGCUUUAUAUAGACCUAUUCACAAAUAAAAUAUGCAAACUCUGAAUAUGAAAAAGUUUAA